AUGGUAAAAAUAAAAAACAAAACAAAUUCUCUGUACUUUAUAUCUCAGAACUUGUCACAACUGGCUCAUCUGUUCACGCUCAGAAAGUAUCUUACAAAUAUGCUUGCCAAUUUUGAUGGAAACUAUCUUACAAAUAUGCAUGCCAAGUUUGAUGGAGAGUAUCUUACAAAUAUGCAUGCCAAGUUUGAUGGAGAGUAUCUUACAAAUAUGCCUGCCAGAUGUUGGAGGAUGUUAGGCAGCAUGAACGUGGGACAGACAAUCUACGCAAUGUACAUGCAGUUGUGCUGUGGAAGCAAGGAAGGGAAAGCGUGGAAGAUGUUUACAUGCAACUCACGGACUUGUGUUCGUUAG
Messenger RNA from Helobdella robusta, 351 nucleotides. RefSeq lists its product as hypothetical. Lineage: Eukaryota; Metazoa; Annelida; Clitellata; Rhynchobdellida; Glossiphoniidae. The record is from RefSeq and is a predicted model, not a curated record. Bases 1 to 351 code for a protein of 116 amino acids. The transcript is spliced from 2 exons.